AGAGGCUUUUUUAAAAUAUGUUUAUUUCUGAAUGCAUAUGUGUAUUCAUGUUUAUUUAUUAAAUUAUGGAUUGAUUAAAUAAAACAUGUCAUAUUAAUAGAGGAUAAAUCGAUCGCUUUUAUAUCUUCUUUCUGUGUAGCGUUUUUUGGUUAUUAACCAGUAACUUAACCGAUAGUUUGUUUACGGGUAUAAAAAUUUAAUUCACACAUACUUAUAUGCAAUGAUAUCGUUGAAAUGGUCCUGAUCAGUAUUAGUUAAUUUACCAUCGAUAAUUAUCAAAUACGACCGCUAAAACAGCUGAUUGAUUAUAUGUAAUUAAACCUUGUCGCAACUUCUACAAUAUUUCAAUACGAAGAAAAUGUCACUGUUUCGAUUAUCUUUACGCAUUUUAACUCAAAACAAAGGAUUAACACGUUUGCCAGUGUUAGAUCAAACUCGUUGCAUUAAGCGUUGGGUGGCGCCGACAUUACGUGAGCUUCGCAGGCGACAAAAAAAGUUAGGACCCCAGCUGCCACAACCACGUUCCGGUUUUAUUGAGUGGAAUUACCGUGCUGAGUUAUUUGCUUUUGGUAAACGUCUACAUGAAGAAUUUGAUUUAGAAAUGCUGCAGGCAGCAUUCACACAACCUUCGUAUGUGCAAAAAGAGCAAUUGCGGCAACGUGAACUUGGUAUUGUCGAAACAGACGUAGUAAUUAAAGACAACUAUGAAGUGUCCGAACGAGGAGCAUAUUUAGCAAAAGAGUGUGUUCGUGCAUAUUUGAAACAUUCAUUUCCGAAUGUGCCUGUGGAUGGGAUAAAUGCCUUCACAGAUUAUUUGCUAAGUACUGGAAUGCUAUCACAUAUCGCCGCACAUCUAGGUAUGAGUGAAUUGUUACUUGAUGACAAUUAUCCACCUGAACAAGAAUCCUUGGCUCGUUCAUUACUUGCUGUUAUCGGCACAAUCGAGCAAUGCAAUGGACAAGAACGAGCAUUUCUUUUUAUACGAGAUUUCAUAUGUACACAAAUGAAUCAGCGCGAUUUACUUGAAAUAUGGCGUAUUGACGAUCCAGAAAUACUGUUGAAGCAAAUUUGUGAUGAAAGAAAUUUGGGUGAAAUAGAACCCCGUUUAAUUGGCGAUUGUGGUAAAAAUACUCUCCUUGCUGCAUAUCACGUGGGAUUAUAUGCAAAUAAAAAACUGGUUGGUCGGGGAUUUGGCGAAAAUGUGGCAAUUGCUACAAAAGUGGCUUCACUGAAUGCUUUACAGGAAAUAUUUUGUAUACAAGAUAACAUGCGUCCCCUUAAUUUCCAAUCACACCUAAAGCUAGAAGCUUGUAAUGCUAUAGAAAAUUAGGCUUAAAAAGUCAGUUUAUUACCUCAUGCUUAUAGGUCUUUGAAAUAAAAUGCAAAUAUCUGAGUUCAACAAAUAAAAUCUUUGAAAUUUUUUUUCCGAA
Bactrocera oleae (olive fruit fly) is the source of this 1430-nucleotide messenger RNA. RefSeq names its product mitochondrial ribosomal protein L44 (gene mRpL44). Gene Ontology annotation, biological process: RNA processing. Lineage: Eukaryota; Metazoa; Arthropoda; Insecta; Diptera; Tephritidae. Gene Ontology annotation, molecular function: double-stranded RNA binding; ribonuclease III activity. The record is from RefSeq and is a predicted model, not a curated record.